Molecule: messenger RNA, 1310 nt
Organism: Tachysurus vachellii
Lineage: Eukaryota; Metazoa; Chordata; Actinopteri; Siluriformes; Bagridae
Gene: nsun3
Product: NOP2/Sun RNA methyltransferase 3
Exons: 6
Coding region: 20-1123 (367 amino acids)
Biological process (GO): rRNA methylation
Cellular component (GO): mitochondrial large ribosomal subunit
Molecular function (GO): methyltransferase activity
Source: RefSeq, a predicted model, not a curated record
UGUUUCACUAUCGUGUAUAAUGCUGUUAUUAAGACGUUUAUGUAAAACACGUGUUUCAACAACAUGCACUUAUGUGAUCAAUGGACGCCUCAGACGACUUCACACUCGGUUUUCUGUUAAAAAGGACACAUGGAGCAGAGCUGAGAGGAAAGUGUGUGAUUCAGUGCUGGAGCAUUUUAAUACACAGUACACACAGGAGCUGGGACUGGAUCUCUGGAUCUCUGCAAGGGAAGUCCUGCUGAAUCCUCACUGCUGGCAGUACGCCGUCCUACUGAAUCGCUUCAGCGAUCUUCUGAACAUUAAAGCUGACUUAAAAUCGCUCGGUUAUUACAGCCUUCUGUCUCAGCCGGAUUCUCCCGUCAUCGGGUCUCUUCAGUGUCUGGUCCACAGAGAUGCGGUGCGUUUGCGCACUCAGAGACAUCGCCCUGGGUGGCUGAAGCAGUACUACCUGCUGAAUGCUGCGUCCAUGCUGCCUGUGCUGGCGCUGGCUGUAAGGGACGGAGAGAGGGUCUUGGAUCUGUGCUCCGCUCCGGGAGGGAAAGCCCUGGCUGUACUGCAAAUGGCAAACCCGGGGCUGCUGCAUUGUAAUGAAAUGGAUAAGAGCAGGUACGAAUGGCUGGUGAAGACUCUGGAGUCGUACGUCCCUCGUGAACUCAGAGACACCCUCGACGUGACCAACGAGGACGGCAGGGACAUCGGGGGCACGACGACAAAGAUGUUCGACAAGGUGCUAGUAGAUGCCCCAUGCUCCAAUGACCGCAGUUGGCUGUUUAGCUCCGGAGCCCAGCAGGUGGAGCUGCGGCUGAGAGAGCGAACUAAUCUACCUCAGCUGCAGAAGGAGCUUCUCUGUUCAGCCUUGGCAGCGGUGCGUCCCGGAGGACUCGUGGUUUAUUCCACCUGCACCUUUUCCCGUGCUGAGAACCAGUCAGUCGUGGAGGCGGUGCUUUCGACCUACCAGGGGGUGGAGCUUGUGGAGCUAGAGGAGGAACUGAUUGUCUCUCUCUCUAAUCAUUUUAAAUUCGCCCACCUCCAUUCUCCACUGGGUUAUUUGGUGGUGCCUGAAAAGGGAAGAACAUGGGGGCCCAUGUAUGUAUGCAGAUUGAGGAGAAAACCAUCAUCCUGAACAUCUCCUUUAUCAUGGUGAUGUUUUCUCUGAGAGGAACAUUUUCGAAAGUCAUCUUUGUGAGCGUCAGCGCUCAGUAACACUCAGAUUUUAAGCUGUAACACUUUUGUUAAUUUAAAAAACCCUGUAAUCCUUCACAUGUCUGUGGUAUAAGAGGAAUAAAACACUCCAGAAUAUUUUUUUCUUC